This is a messenger RNA of Haliotis rufescens (red abalone), 393 nucleotides long. RefSeq names its product prostatic spermine-binding protein-like. The record is from RefSeq and is a predicted model, not a curated record. The transcript has 3 exons. The coding region runs from base 1 to 393 and encodes 130 amino acids. Lineage: Eukaryota; Metazoa; Mollusca; Gastropoda; Lepetellida; Haliotidae.
AUGAAAGCAGAAAGAGAUGACGAUAAUGGUGAUCCUGGUGAUGAUAAGGGUGAUGAUACUGAUAAUGAUCAUGACGAUGAUGAUGAUGAUGAUGAUGAUGAUGAUGAUAAUGAUAAGGGUAGUGAUAAGGGUGAUGAAGGUGAUGAUAAUGGUGAUGAUAAUGGUGAUGACAGUGAUGAUAAGGGUAGUGAUAAGGGUGAUGAUGGUGAUGAUAAUGUAUUCCGUGUGCGAGGUGUGAGAGACAAGGCCAUAUUCUACACAAUGACAGGCACGGUGUGGAUGCGAUCGCGGGCGCUGAAACAGCUCCAGCCAGAGCGCGGGUGUAAGCCAUCGUCAACUAGGGUGUUUACAAGCUGGCAUUCCCAUGCUAAGACGCUGGUAUCCGGAAUUUAA